Panicum virgatum (switchgrass) is the source of this 3021-nucleotide messenger RNA. RefSeq lists its product as uncharacterized. NCBI's taxonomy places the organism in Eukaryota, Viridiplantae, Streptophyta, Magnoliopsida, Poales, Poaceae. Bases 2425 to 2853 code for a protein of 142 amino acids. The transcript has a single exon. The record is from RefSeq and is a predicted model, not a curated record.
AAGCUAAAACCCUGACUAACAGGCCAGUGGCAGCGAAGUCCGGCAAGAUGAUGAGUGUGUGUCGGCCGGUCGGGGAGGCGCACCACGGCCAGCGGCUGAACCCAUGGAGACGGCAAGUCGCGGUGAGCUGGGGCGUCGGCGACGCUGUCCUCAUCUGCGGCGGCGCCGGAGCAAGAACGCCCGCGGUGGCGGCGCCCCCGGCCGCCGACGAGGUACGCCCGUCGGAAUGGAUGAUGCUUCAGGUGGACGGCAGAGAGCAGCGGGAGGCGGGAAGCGGGAGGGCGGGCCGUCACUGGGCCUGUGCGGGUUCAUAAUUGGGCUUCGUUUUUUAUCCAUCGAAGCCCAGUUUCGGCCCUCGAAGGCAAUCGGCGGUCCACAACUCAACUGGUCGCUUCGGUUCCCUUCCCACUCACUUUUGCUUCGUAAUAUCCCGAAUUGUUUAAUUUCUCCCUCUCGGCGGUCUAACUCUAACAUCAUUCUAUUUGGCAAAACAAGAAGUGUAUUUUUUUUCACCCCUUAAAUAUUGCAAAAGUGUGAUAUUCAUCCUUUAUGUUUAAUCGGUGCAAAUUAAUCCUUUAACUAACUAAACCAGUGCACUAAUCAUCCCACCUAAACUUAACACUGGCUUAAUGACUAAUCACUCAGUUGCAAUGUGGGCUGAGAAAAAUAAAUAUAAAGCCCAUAAAAAAUUCCCAAGAAAUUAUCUAGUUUCAAAUCCCAUAAAAUUUAAAAUAUAGGACAAAAACAUUUAGAAUUGAAACAUUCUAGCAAUUUUAGGAUGGAUUAGGAGAUAGAACAAAAGACGCAUAUACCUUCAGGAGCUCUUAGAUUACUAGUUGUAAUUAAAGUUGUUCCUAUAUUAAGCAGUCAGGGAAGGAAUACAAAAGAUAAGUAUGCAGUUAAGAGCUAUGAAGAAGUAAAUUAUUUUCUUUAGUACUUGUCCAAAACUUCUAGAAUAUUUGGGUAUAAAUUUUGAACCCUUCAAUGCCUUACAUUGCGACAGAGAGAGUACUACGGUAUGCCAUGGCUAGGAAAUAUGCAUGGACAACUAAGUUGCAAUGGUUAAGGCAUGGACAACAGCAAGGUAAGAAUAAUUUUUUCGAGAAAAUUAACGCCGCUGAUUUGUGUUGGAAUGUUACAUUGAAUUGAUUAGACCCAGCAUAUGACAUGGAUAAUAAACAACGAUUAGUUAGAUGAUUAACACGCCUUAAAUCAUUGUUAAACAGUGUAGGGAUGAUUAGUGCACCGAUUUAGUUAGUUAAGAGCAACUCCAGUAGGGAUUCUAAAUUUGGGUGAGCAAAUGUCUAUUUAGAAACCCACUUCUAAAUUUUACUUGCCCAAAUAUAAGCUUCCACUCCAGCAGGCCGAGUAAAUUGGGCUUCUAUAGAGGACCUAUAGUUGGCAGCCCAAAUAAAGGGCCACCAAAUUGGGGGGUGGGGGAGAAAUUUGAAAGGCCUACCAAAAUGGCAGCCCAUUUGUAAGGUCUACUGGAGAUCAGCUUUUUGCACCCACCGAGCAAAUAUGGAGAUGGCAGUCCAUUUAGUAGCCCUACUGGAGUUGCUCGGAGGGGUUGAUUUGCACCAAUUAAAAUGUAAAGGAUGAAUGACACUUUUGCAAUACUCAGUGGAUGAAAAACACACCUUUUCCUUUGGCAAAUAUCAUAUUAGAAAACAUGAUUUUGAUAUGAAAAACAUAAAAAAAUCUAAUUAUAAGGUAUUCCCCAAUCAUCUCCACUAUCUGACGCGUGCUAAUAAAGAUGAUCCAUGCGCAUGAUUGGUUUCUGAACCAGCGGACUCGCAUGUCAGGUCUAGGCUCUCUCAGACGGAAAUAGUUUUAUUGAAUCCAGUUGAUAGUGUAUUUUAUCUAGUAUUGUAGAUGAUAUUAUAUUUUUCUACAAAAUUUGAUACAGCAUGGAUAUGUCUGCAGAUUUUUACUUCGUUUCAGAUUCAGAGGACCCAAGGUAUCAGUCAGUCAUGUCUGGCAGCCCAGGUUUGGAUUUUGCUGAAUCGGUCGUUCUAUGCUAACUGUUCUGGUACUACCAUGACGCGAUAAGACUUGUGCCACUAGCUGGUUGGGCAACUCUUGACUUGGUCUCAGUUGGUCAGUGACUUUGUGCGUCAGAGUAUGCAUGCUGGACUGCUGGUCACAAGUCAGAUACGGCAACCUGUGCGCCUGUGCGCCAGUGCUAUUGCCAAAGAGGAUCAGGACUCAGGAGUACAUUCGUUUGCCUCUGAAUUCUAGUGACAGAUUCCUGUCAAUUUCAGAAUUAAGUAACACCUGAACUGGCCAUGAGCCCUCUAUAUAAACGUGCCUCCGUUGCCUCAAGUUUCAUCACAACAAACUCAACCCAUUAGCAAUUUGGCAUACUACAGAGUACCAGACAGCCUAAUUCCCAAGUUAGAACCACUUGCUAGCAAAGCUCCAAUGGCGUCCCAAAUUGAGAGCCACCGCUCCGGUGCAGAGGUUGUUACCGGAGAAGCCAUCUGCAGGAAGAAGUCCAUCGAGCUGCUGGGAGAGCUCGGCCUCCCCAACGGCCUCCUGCCGAUGGAGGACAUCCAGGAGUUUGGGUAUAACCGUGCCACGGGGUUCAUGUGGCUGGUGCAGGGAAAGAAGAAGGUGGAACACACCUUCAAGAAGAUCAAACAGACCGUCUCCUACGCAGCUGAGGUGACGGCAUUUGCUGAGAAGGGGAAGCUGCGGAAGAUCACUGGCGUCAAGACCAAGGAGCUGAUGCUGUGGCUCAGCGUUGUUGAGGUCUAUGUUCCUGAGGCCUCGCCGGAGAAAGUCACCUUCAAGACCGGCACUGGCCUCUCCGAUAGCUUUGACGCCACUGCCUUUGCGCUUGGGGAGUAAACAUUGAGUCAGUUGGAUCAACCAGAAAUGAUGCAACGUCUAUAUCUUUCUUUCUAUUGUGUUGCAAAGGCGAAUGUAUAAGUAUGUUCCUACAGUUGCCCGUGUGAAUUGUAUCUUGAAGUUUUCUUGCAACCUGAAUUCAGUUCGCAUGAAUGUUGUUGUCUCUUA